AUGACGGGGUUAACCUACGCGCUCAGCAUUCAUGCUGCCUUCAACUUCAAGACCUGCCCUUGUUUGGGCCUGCAGCGGGGCCCGGUCAACGACCCGAACCUCAACGGCAACCACCCGGCGCUGCUGGCGGCGCUGCGCUGCAACGGCGACCUCCAAGUGCCUUAUCGGUUCCCCGUGACGAAGGAGACCCGCGACGACGCGCUCUGCCAGGAGGAGACCUGCGUCGGCGACGGCGACGUCAAGCUGCUCGUCCGAGAAGCGCAGAGGACCCAGGCCGCCCAAGCUGGCUACGGCUGCGACUACAUGAACAAGCGGCUGCCCAUCGCCGUGCAAGAGCUCAAGGAGGUGGCCAAGCGGCUGACCACGGACUGCUACGCCCGCGGCGUCUGCCGCGGCGCGGUGGAGUGCGCCAAUCUAACCACGCGCCAGGCGGCGGCCGCCGACGAAGCUUGGCCGGCUCAGCCGCGACAGCUGCGGACAGACUCGCGGCCGGCGGCUCAGCGAGGGCGCGUGGUCUCCUGCCCGUUCUGGACCUUCUACGGGGCACGGGGGCGAGCAGCCGAAGUCCGUGAGCUCUGCGCCUUUGAGUUCGCGCGCCACUUCCUCUUCAAGCUGGCCAAGCGGCCCUUUGUGCUGGAGCAGCUGAGCGAGCGGCGCGACGAAGGUUUUCACGCCUCGCUGACGCGGGCUGGGGCGGCGAAGCUUGGCGCAAACCCCAAGGCCGUCUUGCUGCCCGGGGCGGACUACGAGAUCCACAAGGAAGGCGGGGAAGACUGGCUGCCGCUAGGGCCCCUCGUCCCGGUUGUCCAGGGCGCGCUCGGCGGCUCGGAGGAGGACUACGCGAAGCGGGUGCUGCUGCUCUUCCGCCGCUUCCCGACCGAAGAGGUCAAGCAGUUUGCGCUGAACUUUUGCUUCGUCUACUGCCUGCCGCGGGAGCUCCGGCCGGAACAGCACUUGCAAGAGAACAGCAACAACGAGGUCCAGGACGAGGGCGUGCGCUUCGACAAGGCGGACUUGGAGGCGGCUCGGGCCACGCACGUCCGCGGCGCGGGCGGGCUGGGCUCCGAAAACUUUGGCGAACAAGACAGCGAGCAGGAGGACGAGGCCGCGGCGACGCGGCUGUGCGUCAUGACCAAGCAGAUGUUCGACUUGCCCCGGGCCGCGUGGAGGAAGAGCGGGGCCGACGCCUCGCCCGGCCAAGGCGCGCCAGCGCAAAACGAGCAGCUCGACCACAACGCGCUCGCCUGGGCCG
Molecule: messenger RNA, 1252 nt
Organism: Effrenium voratum
Lineage: Eukaryota; Dinophyceae; Suessiales; Symbiodiniaceae
Source: the annotation of a GenBank genome assembly